Plodia interpunctella (Indianmeal moth) is the source of this 1898-nucleotide messenger RNA. It is a transcript of the gene Bap55, whose product is annotated as Brahma associated protein 55kD. Gene Ontology annotation, biological process: nervous system development; chromatin remodeling; regulation of transcription by RNA polymerase II. Lineage: Eukaryota; Metazoa; Arthropoda; Insecta; Lepidoptera; Pyralidae. Bases 106 to 1392 code for a protein of 428 amino acids. Gene Ontology annotation, molecular function: chromatin binding. Gene Ontology annotation, cellular component: NuA4 histone acetyltransferase complex; SWI/SNF complex. The transcript has 9 exons. The record is from RefSeq and is a predicted model, not a curated record.
AGCAAGCUUGGUUCGGUAUCGUAUCGAUACGCGCUGUGUAUGCUAAACACAAAUUUUAUAUAAAAUAACCAAUAUACAAUCAAAUAUCAUUCAAAAACCUUCACAAUGAGUGCCCCAAAUGGGAUGCUGUACGGCGGCGAUGAAAUUGGCGCAUUAGUGUUUGAUCCAGGACAUCAUUCCUUAAGAGUUGGGUAUGCCCAAGAAGACACCCCAAAAGCUGAUAUUCCCGCUGUGGUAGGCGUAGGACCAGCUACACACGUCCCAGAGCCCGAGGAAAAGGUCCCAGAUGGCAAUGUUACGCAAAGCGGCACAAAGGCAGGCGGCGAACUCCGUCACUACAUAGACGUGACAGAGCUGCACGUGCCGCGGCCGAACAUGGAGAUACAAACUUACAUGAAGGACGGACAGGUCGACAACUGGGACCUGUUUGAGAAGAUGCUUGACUAUUGUUAUGCUAAGGUCAUCCGCUCCCCAUCAGAACACCACCCAGCCCUGUUCACCGAAGCGGUGUGGAGCACCCGGCCGUCCAGGGAGAAGCUGGCGGAGCUCCUCUUCGAGAAGUACCAGGCGCCGGCUUUCUUCCUCGUGAAGAACGCUGUGGUCGCAGCGUUCGCUAACGGGAAGAGCACAGCGUUGGUUGUGGACGCUGGGGCCAGCCACACGUCGGCUGUGCCGGUCAUUGAUGGAUACGCUCUAGUGAGUGCCGCGGUGAGGUCCCCGCUGGGCGGCGACCACCUCGCGGCCCAGGCCAAACACAUGCUCGCCUCCAUGCAUAUACAGAUGCUGCCGAUAUACAGUAUACAGAGCAAAGAAGUGAUUCGCGAGCGUGAACGAGCAAGGUACACUUUGAAAACGCUGCCAGCCGGCUUGACCCACUCGUGGCAGCAGUACAUGCUCAAACGACAGUAUGAGGACUUCUGUCAUUGUGUAGCUCAAGUGUCAGAAAGUCAAUACGACGAGCGCGUGGCGGCUGCGGUGCCCGGGACCCACUACGAGUUCCCGGGCGGGUACCACCAGGACUUCGGCACCGAGAGGUUCAAACUGACCGAGUGUCUGUUCGAACAGGCGUUGGGGGCACCGCAUCUCGUGUGUGCGGCGGCGGGCGCGUGCGACGCAGACGCGAGGCCGGCGCUGUGGGGCAGCGUGCUGGCUGUGGGGGGGGGCGCCUGCCUGCCGGGCUGGACUGACCGGCUGGCCAAGGAGCUGGCCAGCAGGGCGCCCUCCUCACACAGGUUGAAGAGCCACACAGCUCCCUCGCACAACGAGAGGAGAUUUGCUGCUUGGAUUGGCGGUUCUAUCCUGGCUUCAAUCGGAUCCUUCCAGCAGAUGUGGAUAUCGUCGCAGGAGUACGACGAGGGAGGCAAAGGGCAGCUGGAGAGAAAAUGCCCUUAAAUUUUAUACCUUUUAGUCAACACUCUUCUACCGCACCGCUACUAAGAUAACGUUCAUUGGAAACUGAGCUUUAACGCGUCCUCUGUAGACAUACUUUACAUUGACGAGAGCUCAGGUACGCUAAUUUGUAGACAAUAUAAAGUAUGUCUACAGAGGUCGCGUUAAAGAUCAGUUUUCAAUGAACGUCAUCUUGCCGUGGGGAUAGCGCUAGUAGUUCAAAUGUAUACCGAGUCCCUUUACAGACGAUUAACAGAAACUAUCGAUGCCACGUAAUUUGCGGUAACCACUUUCCAUCAAGUGGUGUCUAUACUAUGUUUAAGUUUGAAAGAUAGAAAUAAGAUUAUUAAUGUUUCAAACAUAUUUUGUAUAAGAAUGACAAAUUUAGGAUUUAAAUUUUUAAAACCCAUCAUUUUAAAAUUAAAUUCUGUCUACUUGUACAAAAGUAUUUGGUAUGUGUGAUUAUGAUAUGGUGUAUGUAUGUCUGAGAAUAAAUUCAUUUUAGUAUA